Scomber japonicus (chub mackerel) is the source of this 1028-nucleotide messenger RNA. RefSeq names its product peptidylprolyl isomerase H (cyclophilin H) (gene ppih). NCBI's taxonomy places the organism in Eukaryota, Metazoa, Chordata, Actinopteri, Scombriformes, Scombridae. The record is from RefSeq and is a predicted model, not a curated record. Gene Ontology annotation, molecular function: peptidyl-prolyl cis-trans isomerase activity. Gene Ontology annotation, biological process: protein folding; protein peptidyl-prolyl isomerization. Gene Ontology annotation, cellular component: intracellular membrane-bounded organelle. The transcript has 9 exons. Bases 91 to 624 code for a protein of 177 amino acids.
ACACCGCAUGCGCAGCUGGAUAUUCAAACUUGAAUAUAAUCGGGCGAACAACUUAUUUAUUUAGACUUUAAACACGGGGAAACUGCCACAAUGUCUGUUCAAGCAACAAAUCCCAACAACCCGAUUGUUUUCUUCGACAUUACCAUCGGAGGGCAGGAUGUUGGACGGAUGAAGGUGGAGCUGUUUGCUGAUGUGGUUCCAAAAACAGCAGAGAAUUUCCGGCAGUUCUGCACUGGAGAGUUCAGGAAGGAUGGUGUCCCUAUUGGCUACAAGGGUUGCACAUUCCACAGGGUGAUCAAAGACUUCAUGAUACAAGGAGGGGACUUUGUAAAUGGUGACGGAACUGGUAUCUGCAGCAUCUACAGAGGUCCAUUUGCAGAUGAAAACUUUCGGAUGAAGCAUUCUGCGCCUGGCCUUCUAUCCAUGGCAAACAGCGGUCCAGGGACAAAUGGUUGUCAGUUCUUCAUUACCUGCACUAAGUGUGACUGGUUAGAUGGAAAGCAUGUUGUUUUUGGAAAAGUGGUCGAUGGUUUGCUGAUCAUGAGAAAAAUUGAGAACGUUCCUACAGGACCCAACAAUAAGCCCAAGCUACCCAUCCUCAUUGCACAGUGUGGAGAGAUGUGAGCCAGCUUUCUCCAAACGCCAUCAUUGGAAGUGAGAAAACGGCACGAUCUCUGUAAAGAUGAAGCAGCGUCUCAAGAUUACUGGAUACUUCUCAACAAACCUCAUACCACAUAUUUUUUUCCCUUUAUGGAUGCCCUCUGCCAAAAUGCACACUGAAAGACAUUACAGAAAGUUCAGCGGUGCAUCAUUUUAGUCUUAUUCUGAAUUUGCUGCACCUGAUUCCAGAUGGGUUUGAAGUUUUGUUUGCUCAAUAUCACGUUCAACACUGUCAUUAAUGAUAUAGCCAAUUCCUGUCAUGAAUAGACAAAUAAGAAAAUGUCUCUUUUUCUAAGCCUGGAGAAAAUAUUAGGAGGCUAAUUCAGUGACUCUGUAUCGUUUAUGGUCAAUAAAUUGUUUUACAUUUU